This is a messenger RNA of Drosophila eugracilis, 5210 nucleotides long. RefSeq names its product regulator of nonsense transcripts 1 homolog (gene Upf1). Gene Ontology annotation, cellular component: cytoplasm. Lineage: Eukaryota; Metazoa; Arthropoda; Insecta; Diptera; Drosophilidae. The transcript has 4 exons. Gene Ontology annotation, biological process: nuclear-transcribed mRNA catabolic process, nonsense-mediated decay. The record is from RefSeq and is a predicted model, not a curated record. Gene Ontology annotation, molecular function: hydrolase activity; DNA binding; ATP binding. The coding region runs from base 372 to 3911 and encodes 1179 amino acids.
UAAGCCGAUCCGCUAACUGGUAACACUGAGCAGGCCGGGCAAAUUUGUUGAACAAGCGACAAUUCUUUCCUUUUUUCUUUACUACGUGAGCCUCUCGAAAGUGCGACUCUUGAACAGAACGGAUUCUGAACACACAUCAGCAUUGGUAUCGAAAAAUAACGACGAGCGGCGAUCUUUUGAACACAGAAAGCGCGAAACGCACACGCGAUACAAUCAUCAUACCAUAAUCAUCGCGGCCACGCUCUGCCUGGGAAAUCCAAAUCUAGGAAUUCACCAAAUCCGGUAACCGGACCAAGCGAUUCGUGUACCCCGCGCGAACUGCAGAACCACAGCAAAAUUAACAACCUUGGGUGAGAAGAGGCACAGGCGCCAUGAGCGUGGACACGUACGCGCCCAGCUCGGCGCUCUCGUUUCUGGACAUGGAUGAUAACGAGCUCCUCCCUGGAGCAGAUACGCAGCCAACGCAGUACGAUUACCGCGACUUCACCAUGCCAUCCACCUCGCAGAGCCAAACGCAGAACGAUCAGCUGGAGCUCCACCCACGACGUUCUGGCGGGGAUUCGCAUCCUCGGCUGGCCAGCAUCACCAAUGAUCUAGCCGAUCUGCAGUUCGAGGAGGAGGACGAUGAGGCCGGAGGCUCCUAUGUAAAAGAGUUGCCGGCACACGCUUGCAAGUACUGUGGUAUCCAUGAUCCAGCCACGGUUGUCAUGUGCAACAAUUGCCGAAAAUGGUUCUGCAAUGGACGCGGCAGCACCUCCGGUUCGCACAUCAUCAAUCAUCUGGUAAGGGCCAAGCAUCGCGAAGUGACCUUGCACGGUGAAGGACCUUUGGGAGAGACCAUACUGGAGUGCUACUCCUGUGGCGUUCGUAACGUCUUUGUGCUUGGCUUCAUUCCGGCCAAGGCCGAUUCCGUGGUCGUACUGCUAUGUCGACAGCCUUGUGCCGCCCAGAAUUCAUUGAAGGAUAUGAACUGGGAUCAAGAGCAGUGGAAACCGCUUAUUGCUGAUCGUUGCUUUUUGCCCUGGCUGGUAAAGCAGCCUAGCGAACAGGGCCAGCUGCGUGCGCGCCAAAUCUCGGCCGCCCAGAUCAACAAGCUGGAGGAGCUGUGGAAAGACAAUAUUGAGGCCACGUUUCAGGACCUGGAGAAGCCGGGCAUUGAUUCGGAACCGGCACAGGUGCUGCUGCGUUACGAGGAUGGCUAUCAGUACGAGAAGACCUUUGGGCCGCUGGUUCGCCUUGAGGCCGACUACGAUAAGAAGCUAAAGGAGUCUGCUACACAGGAGAACAUCGAAGUGCGUUGGGACGUGGGCCUUAACAAGAAGACUAUCGCUUAUUUCACGCUGGCCAAGACAGAUUCCGACAUGAAGCUGAUGCAUGGCGACGAGCUUCGCCUUCGCUACGUGGGCGAGAUGUACAAUCCGUGGAGCGAGAUUGGGCACGUGAUCAAAGUACCGGACAAUUUCGGCGACGACGUGGGCCUCGAGCUAAAAUCCUCAUCCAAUGCUCCGGUUAAGUGCACUAGCAACUUUACGGUGGACUUUAUAUGGAAGUGUAUCUCUUUCGAUCGCAUGACUCGUGCCUUGCGCAUUUUCGCUAUGGACCGCAACUCGGUCUCGAACUACAUCUAUUCGCGCCUUUUGGGCCAUGGCCGUCCGGAUGCCAACGACGAGGUGCUAUUCCGCGGACCUCAACCCAAGCUUUAUAGUGCCCCGCAUCUGCCCGAUUUGAAUCGCAGCCAGGUCUAUGCCGUUAAGCACGCGCUCCAGCGCCCGCUCUCGUUGAUUCAGGGACCGCCCGGAACUGGAAAAACCGUGACAUCGGCCACUAUAGUUUACCAGCUGGUGAAGCAGCACGGCGGCACUGUGCUGGUCUGUGCUCCCAGUAACACGGCUGUGGACCAGCUUACCGAAAAGAUCCACCGCACAAACCUUAAAGUGGUGCGUGUAUGCGCCAAGAGUCGCGAGGCCAUCGAUAGUCCGGUUAGCUUCCUGGCGCUGCACAACCAAAUUCGUAACAUGGAGACGAACUCCGAGUUAAAGAAGCUGCAGCAGCUAAAGGACGAGACAGGCGAGUUGAGCUCAGCGGACGAGAAGCGUUACCGCAGUCUGAAGCGCGGCACCGAGAACCAAAUGUUGGAGGCGGCCGAUGUUAUUUGCUGCACUUGCGUGGGUGCUGGCGAUGGCCGACUGUCGCGCAUCAAGUUUACCUCGAUCCUGAUCGAUGAGUCGAUGCAGUCGACGGAACCGGAAUGUAUGGUGCCAGUGGUGCUGGGCGCCAAGCAGCUAAUUCUCGUGGGUGACCACUGCCAGCUCGGACCGGUGGUCAUGUGCAAGAAGGCGGCUCGUGCCGGUCUAUCGCAAAGUCUUUUUGAACGCCUGGUGGUCCUGGGCAUCCGUCCCUUCCGCCUGGAGGUGCAGUAUCGCAUGCAUCCCGAGCUGUCCCAGUUCCCGUCCAACUUCUUCUACGAGGGCUCGCUGCAGAACGGUGUCUGCGCCGAAGAUCGUCGCCUUAAAUUGGAUUUUCCCUGGCCACAACCAGAGAGACCAAUGUUCUUCCUCGUAACGCAGGGACAGGAGGAAAUUGCCGGUUCAGGUACCUCGUUCCUUAACCGCACAGAGGCCGCCAACGUAGAGAAGAUCACAACAAGAUUCCUCAAGGCGGGCAUCAAACCGGAACAAAUUGGAAUCAUCACUCCUUACGAAGGUCAGCGAGCGUACUUGGUGCAGUACAUGCAAUACCAAGGCAGCCUUCAUUCGCGCCUUUACCAGGAGAUUGAGAUCGCCAGCGUGGACGCGUUCCAGGGACGUGAAAAGGAUAUUAUCAUCAUGUCUUGUGUGCGGUCCAACGAACGUCAAGGCAUCGGUUUCCUUAACGAUCCGCGCCGUCUUAACGUGGCGCUUACUCGAGCCAAGUACGGCAUUAUCAUUGUGGGCAAUCCCAAAGUGCUUGCCAAGCAGCAGCUCUGGAACCAUCUGCUCAACUUCUACAAGGACCGUAAGGUGCUCGUGGAGGGAUCUCUUAAUAACCUCAAGGAAUCGCUCAUUCACUUCCAAAAGCCUAAGAAGCUCGUCAACAGCAUGAACAUUGGCGCACACUUUAUGUCCACCAUGAUUGCCGAUGCCAAGGAGGUGAUGGUUCCGGGUUCCAUCUACGAUCGUAGCGGUGGUUAUGGUCAGAACCGCCCAAUGCCGGGUCAGGCCAUGAAUGGUGGUCAGUACGGCGGUGGCGGUGGUGGCGGCGGUGCGGCUCCCUAUGGGGGCUCUCCUCUUGGCUAUGGUGCACCGAGCUCCAAUUCGAUGAUGGGAUUCAGCAGUGGUGCUGCCGGUGGCAACAACAACUUCGCAGGUACCGGUACAGGACCCAGCUGGGCAGCUGCCCAUUUACACCACGACUCCAUUGGCUACAUAUCCAACGAUCACGGAGCAGCGGCUCUGGGCAACAUGCCAGUACCCGUUGGCAUGUUCAUGAACAUGAGCAAUCUUCCGCCACGAUUCUACAACCAACACCAGCAGGCGAUCAUGGCUGCCAAACAGAAUCGGGCAAUGCAGCAACAGCAGCCGGGUGGUUUCUCUCCAAAUAACUCGGUUGUUUCACUAACUGGUGGAGUCUCCUUAACCGGCAAUAAGAAGUCCCAGAAGCUGGGAAAAUCACGUGUAGCCGGUGCCCAAACUGGUGGAGCUCCAGGUACAGGAGGACAGUCGGGCACAGGAAAUGCUGCUACUCCAUUUAGCCAGCAGCCGGCGACUUUAUCGCUGCAGAUGACGCAGCCCAGCGGAUUUGCUCUUUCGCAGCAGCCGGAACUUUCGCAGGACUUUGGGCAAAUAUCACAGAUGGAUGGUUUGCUCUCCCAGGAUGUUGCCUUUAACGUGUCGGGCGAACGUAGUUUGAAUCAGUUCUCACAGCCUUAUUGAGAAUACGGCCGGAGGUGCACCAACUACAAACGAUAACAAGCAACCCAAACGAAACAACAACAAACUCAACUUUGAAGUCAUCAUCAAGGAGUAGCAUCAGUAGGCAGCAGGAAUAAAGCAAAGAAGACUAUCACGGGAACAAUGACAGAUGCGGGAAACAAAAUGCGACAAUGCGACCAAGGAACAUGAGUACGAGCGGGACAUUUAAGACGGCAAGACGAGAGACGGAGAUGGCGAGAUAUGAGGAUUGAGUUAUAAAGAAGUGAGGAGGCGGAGUAGAGAUGUCAAGUGAUCGAGGAAUCGAGAGCAAAACGAUGUAGGCUGCCAGGAUGCACUGCUGCAGCCGCUGCAACCAAGCAGAUGUUCCCGAAAAACGCCGCGGGCCAUGAAAUCAUGGCCAGGCGACUGGCUAUUGGCCACGAGUGCGCUCCAAAGGAGUUAGCCCACGGAUGAGCCGAAUCUGCCAGCAAGGCGCCACACCAGUGUUGCCCUUGAAACGACGACGGACAACUUCUCGACACGUUUCCUUUUUUUGUUUUGCCAGCCAGGAUUCGCAGACGGAGCCUUAAACGCAAAAAACGCAAUUACUCCCGCCCAGGACACGUAUUCACCAAGUGGCUUACCUUCUAACCUUCUUCUGGCCUCAAGUACAGCAGCCAAUCUUCAGCUCCUGUUCUAACCUUUCCCCACUCCCACCCCAAAAAAGACGGUUUACUCACACCGAUACAUACAAUACUAUUUUUAUGCCAACUGUUGUAAAUUUCGUACAUAUUUUUUUUUUUUGACUUCUUUUUUUGAUUUCUGUAUGCAUUUGUUAUCCUAACAAACACACAAAAAAAACCAACAAAAAAACCAAACAAAAAAAUCGAGACGAUGCAAAAUCAAAUUAAAAAAAAUAUGGAUAAACCAUUUUUAAUCGCACGGGAACGCUGGCGGAUCCCCCAAAGCGGAUGCAAGUUAACAGCGAAGAUUGGAAAUCUAAUGAUUGAUGAGGAAGCAUAUUAUGAAUUCCAAUCCAAAUACACCCACACACACCCCACAAUCACAAACAAUAAUUAACAAAUCGAACUUAGAAAGAACCGGAGAGAAAGGUCAAAUUCCGAAAAGGUUAAUAUUAAUUAAUAUUAAUACAGUUACAGAUGCCUGUUAAUUGUUUUUAAAACGAUAUGAAAAUGGUAUAUUUUUUCUAUAUAAUGUGAGUUAAUUCUUCCCCACGCGACUCUUUGAUUCAAGAAAAUGAAACAUAUUUUUUUUUAAAUUCUAAAUAAAGAAUUUAAGUUUUCCCUUGCGAAAAACAAA